Xylaria bambusicola is the source of this 1313-nucleotide messenger RNA. RefSeq names its product kinase-like domain-containing protein. NCBI's taxonomy places the organism in Eukaryota, Fungi, Ascomycota, Sordariomycetes, Xylariales, Xylariaceae. Bases 201 to 1163 code for a protein of 320 amino acids. The record is from RefSeq and is a predicted model, not a curated record. The transcript has a single exon.
UGUUUUGAUAAUCUGAGCUACAAGAAACCGUACCAUCGUUAAUACGCAAAAGUGUAUACUAUAUUGUCUUAUGUCUUAUGUAAUUACAUGCUAAACGGAAAUCGCCAAAGCAUUUACUCCCUUGCCAGCCACUUCGAAAAUAUAUUUUCGCAUGGGGUCUAGAGCACCACCCAUCGAACGUAUUGUCACUCCAGCCCACCAUGAGUGAUCUUGUUCUCGAAUCGGUUAAAGAAAUCGACGAAACCUCUUGGUUGGUCGGAAAUCGGCUGAUCCUGCACAAGAAGCCGUUUCCUCCCGAAAGUGGCCAUGAGCGCCUAUGGGACGACGCACGCCAUAGCUCGUACUACAGCCUUUCCAGCCCGACUUCUCAACCACCCCAGACCUACGACCUCCCCCCAGACAGUCAUAUGCACCUGGAAAGAAACGCUGGGAAGACCUCGGCUAUUUGGAGCCUUGGGGAUGUAUUUCUCAAGGUCAAGAUUAUCACGUCCCAUGCCGAGAAUGCUACGAAGGAGCAUGACACGCUACGGUGGUUGGCCCGGCAAAAUCUUAGCUUUGCCAUUCCCAAAGUUCUAUACCAAGCUGAAUGGUCGGGCAGAAGCUAUCUCUUCCUUUCCCGCGUGCCCGGCCAGACCCUCGAAUCAUCUUGGCGCGAGUUAGGCGAUGAAGAAAAACAGAGUUAUGUCGAUCGUAUCAUCGACGUAUGCAAAGAGCUUUCAGUUUGGACGUCCCAGGCUAUCACGGGCGUCGAUGGGGCUCAUUUCCCCGAGAGAUGGCUCGACCCGUGUCGCGAUCAGUACGAUUUCAGGCCAGAAGCACUACAGCGGAAUUGCAGCGAGUUGGGAAUGGGAUGUUCAACAUUUAUGCUUUAUCACAGCGACCUUGCCCCAAGCAACAUAAUGGUCCAACCCGGUCACAAAGGUGCGAUUGGGAUCAUCGAUUGGGAAAUAGUUGGCUAUGUUCCCGUAGAAUGGGUGAGGACCAAGUUUGGUGUCUCAUGGGGGCUUGACUUUGAAUGGCCUGACGUAGACUCUGAUGAUCCGGUACUUGCAGAAUGGAGGAACCGUGUUGCGCACCAACUUGGGGAGGAAGGCUUCCCAGAAGUUAUGGGAACAUGGAAACGGUGGUUUCGGGAACGUCUAGCAACAAGGGGAACGAGAUAAACAAUAGGUAAAAUGCUUCACCUGUUCUUUGUUGCUCCUACUAAGAAGACUCGGGAGAUUGUCAUUAGAAGAGAUUGUAUUGAGUUUGCCUACCAGUACAGCUUAUCAAAGGUAUGUUUUCUAUCAUAGGGAGCAGGCGUGAUGUGCUAG